UUUACUAUUUUGGUAGAAAAUUAUUUUAAUUCGUUUCAACACUAUUAAAGUCAACUGUCAUUCAAAUGUCAAAAUCAGCUGCGUGAUAUUGGUGUUUAUUUUGUGCUAAUUAAGUGGUUUUAAUAAAUUUUCUAUACAAAUUGAAACGGAAGAAAUAUAAUAAUGGCGUCUCGAUUUAGUGGUGCUUUGCAGUUAACUGAUCUAGACGACUUCAUUACACCGUCACAAGAAUGUAUAAAACCAGUAAAAAUUGAGAAAACAAAAACAAAAACUGGUGCCAAGAUAAAGAUAGGUGAAGAUGGCUAUUUCGAUGUGUCAAGUGGUAGAGAACAGAAACUUCAGAAGGUAGAGAUCACAUUAGCAGACUGUUUGGCUUGCAGUGGGUGCAUCACGUCAGCUGAGAGUGUGCUAGUUACCAAGCAAAGUCAGGAGGAACUGCUAAGAGUAUUCUCGGAGAAGAAGUACACAGAUAACAAAGGAUUGAGUAGAGAUGUGGGUUUGAUAGUGGUGUCCCUGUCACCACAACCUACAUUGUCUCUGGCAGCCCGCUACAAACUGACUCCAGAGGAAGCCACUCACAAGUUAGCAGGGUACUUCAAGAGUUUAGGAGCAGACUUAGUGCUGGACAUGACAAUAGCUGAAGACCUGGCGCUGCUGGAAGCACAACAAGAGUUCUUGCAACGCUAUCAGAACCAGCAGACUGACCCCAGUUCUAAACAGCUGCCUAUGCUUGCCAGCUCUUGUCCAGGAUGGGUGUGCUACGCGGAAAAAACACACGGCAACUUCAUCCUCCCAUACAUUUCAACAUCAAAGUCGCCGCAGCAAGUGAUGGGGUCCCUGGUCAAACAGUACCUCUCUAGGUGCCGGGAGCUGACCGCCGGAGAGAUCUACCAUGUUACCUUCAUGCCAUGCUAUGAUAAGAAGCUGGAAGCGUCCAGAGAAGACUUCUAUAACGAAAUGCUCAGCUGCCACGAUGUCGAUUGUGUUAUUACCGCAAUUGAGCUGGAACAAAUGCUAGACGUCAGCAGCAAGGACUUAAGUGACGUACCUGUAGCCGAGCUGGACUGGCCUUGGGAAAGCCUGGGUGAGGCCCCGCCAGCGCUGCGGAGGCACAUCGGCUCAGGUUCCGGCGGUUAUGCUGAUCAUGUCUUCUUGUACGCCGCAGAACAGCUAUUUGGAGAGACUAAUGCGCAACUUGUGUAUAAAAAUUUAAGGAACCCAGACUUUCGCGAGGUGACGCUAGAGAAGGACGGACAGGAAGUGCUCCGGUUCGCCAUAGCCAACGGCUUCAGGAACAUUCAGAACUUGGUGCAGAAGCUCAAGCGUGGCAAGUCGCCCUACCACUACGUAGAAGUCAUGGCGUGCCCCUCAGGUUGUUUAAACGGCGGUGCUCAAGUGCGACCUUUGACAGGCGAGAGUGGGCGCGAGUUGGUAGCUCAGUUAGAAGCGAUGUACUCCCAGCUUCCACUGGCCAGUCCCGCUGAUAGCAAGCUGGUACGCAAACUGUACGCUGACUGGCUGGACGGCAGAGACUCCGACAAGGCCAAAGCAAUGUUACACACAACUUAUCACGCUGUAGAAAAAUCCGAUAUAGCUCUGAAUAUAAAAUGGUGAUUGCUGACCUAUUUACAUAAUUUUAGUUAAUUUUUACGUUGGUAUUCCAUAUUGCACCUUUUCUAUUGAGGAUACGGUUGAAAACUGUAUGUGUUCAUGGCUAAUGUUGUAUUAAAAACUCUUAAAUAUUAUUUUUUUAUAAAUAGUCUGUGUCAUAUUUCAUUGUUAUUCAAAAGUCUACUUUAUUUUGUGAUCAGUAAGUUAUAAUUUGGAUUAAAUAUUGUUUGAGCUUUGCUGUAUUCAGAAUGUAACUCUGUGUAUUCAGGUGGUGUGUUUCUUAUACAUUAUAAAUAUAAAUACAUACAUAAUAUAAUUGUAAGUUUGUGAAAAUGUUCGUUAUAUUGUUGUUAAGUUGCAACCAAGUUGUUUGUUCAGGUAUAUCGUUGUCUGUCUAGCUGUAAGCUGUUUGUGAUGUAUAUUUCCGUAUAAAUACCGAACAGUUGUAAAUAUCACGCUCUAAUUAUAAGAACAAUACAAUCGUUUGAAAA
Messenger RNA from Spodoptera exigua (beet armyworm), 2102 nucleotides. NCBI's taxonomy places the organism in Eukaryota, Metazoa, Arthropoda, Insecta, Lepidoptera, Noctuidae. The record is from the annotation of a GenBank genome assembly.